AUGCACGGGGGAAAGAGAGGGCUGGUGGCACCACAGAACACUUUUUUGGAAAAUAUUGUCCGACGCUCAAGUGAAACCAGUUUCCUGUUGGGGAAUGCUCAGAUAGUUGAAUGGCCUAUUGUAUACAGUAAUGACGGAUUCUGCAAGCUGUCAGGCUACCACAGGGCAGAGGUCAUGCAGAAGAGCAGCACCUGCAGUUUCAUGUAUGGCGAACUGACAGACAAGAAGACAGUCGAAAAAGUCAGACAGACCUUUGAUAACUAUGAGUCCAAUAGCUUUGAAGUACUGCUCUAUAAGAAGAACAGAACCCCUGUGUGGUUAUACAUGCAGGUGGCUCCUAUUAGGAAUGAGAAUGAUAAAGUGGUUCUGUUCCUCUGCACCUUCAAGGACAUCACUGUCUUCAAACAGCCUAUAGAGGAUGAGACCACAAAAGGAUGGACCAAGUUUGCAAGGCUGACCAGAGCGCUAACCAACAGUCGGAGUACUCUGCAACAGCUUGCGCCUAUGAACAAGACUGAAGUCAGCCACAAGCACUCGAGACUUGCUGAGGCACUCCAGCUGGGAUCGGACAUCCUCCCGCAGUAUAAGCAAGAAGCCCCUAAAACUCCUCCACAUAUUAUUCUGCAUUACUGUGCAUUCAAGACCACUUGGGACUGGGUUAUCCUCAUCCUCACCUUCUACACGGCCAUCAUGGUGCCCUACAACGUCUCCUUUAAGACCAAACAGAAUAACUUGGCUUGGUUGGUGGUGGACAGCGUAGUGGAUGUCAUUUUUCUGGUGGAUAUUGUGCUCAAUUUCCACACGACAUUUGUCGGCCCUGGGGGUGAGGUCAUAUCAGACCCAAAGCUGAUCCGGAUGAAUUACCUGAAGACGUGGUUUGUCAUAGACCUGCUCUCCUGCUUGCCGUAUGACAUCAUUAAUGCUUUCGAGAAUGUGGAUGAGGGUCUCAGCAGCCUUUUCAGCUCAUUGAAGGUGGUCCGUCUGCUACGUUUGGGUCGUGUGGCUCGUAAACUGGACCACUACUUGGAAUAUGGUGCAGCAGUACUUGUUCUACUGGUGUGUGUCUUUGGCCUGGUAGCUCAUUGGCUGGCCUGCAUCUGGUACAGUAUUGGUGAUUAUGAGGUCAUUGAUGAGGCCACCAACACCAUCAAGACAGACAGCUGGCUCUACCAAUUGGCCAUCAGCAUUGGCACACCAUACCGUUACAAUGCCAGUGGCUCAGGUCAAUGGGAAGGAGGCCCAAGUAAAGACACGCUCUACAUUUCAUCUCUCUACUUCACUAUGACCAGCCUCACCACCAUUGGCUUUGGCAACAUUGCUCCCACCACAGACGGGGAGAAGAUCUUCUCAGUGGCCAUGAUGAUGGUGGGCUCCCUCCUCUAUGCCACCAUCUUUGGAAACGUGACCACCAUUUUCCAGCAGAUGUACACCAACACUAACCGCUACCACGAGAUGCUCAACAACGUGAGAGACUUUCUGAAACUCUACCAAGUGCCCAAAGGCCUGAGUGAGAGGGUAAUGGACUACAUUGUCUCCACCUGGGCCAUGACCAAGGGCAUCGACACAGAGAGGGUCCUGUCCAUCUGUCCCAAAGACAUGCGAGCAGACAUCUGCGUCCACCUGAACCGCCAGGUGUUUAACGAGCACCCGGCGUUUCGCCUGGCGAGUGAUGGCUGUCUGCGCUCUCUGGCCGUGGAGUUUCAGACCACACACUGCGCUCCGGGCGACCUAAUCUUCCACGCGGGGGAAAGCGUGGACACGCUCUGCUUUGUGGUGUCAGGCUCGCUGGAGGUUAUUCAGGAUGAUGAGGUCAUUGCAAUCCUGGGUAAGGGCGAUGUGUUUGGGGAUCUCUUCUGGAAGGAGACCACUCUAGCUCACGCCUGUGCCAACGUCCGAGCCCUGACCUACUGUGACCUGCACGUCAUCCGACGGGAGGCUCUGCUCAAAGUUUUGGAGUUCUACACGGCUUUCGCUAACUCUUUUUCCCGCAACCUCAUCCUAACAUGCAAUCUCCGCAAGCGGAUCAUCUUCCGUAAGAUCGCAGAUGUAAAGAAGGAGGAAGAGGAGAGACGGCACCAGAAGAACGAGGUGACUCUCUCCAUCCCUGUGGACCAUCCAGUCCGCAAAAUCUUCCAGAAAUUCAAGCAGCAGAAAGAGAUGCGGGCACAGAGCUCAGUUCAGCAUGACCUGGAGCGAAACCAGCUCCAAGUGGAGCAACACCUUCUGCAAAACGGGGCCCCUGGUGCAGGUGGAGCAGGUGUUAACAGUGGCUCCAGUGUGGUGACUGUCUCUCAAAUUACUCCCAUCCCAAGCUCACUGGCUUAUGUUCAGACAGAGGAGGCCAGCCAAAGGGAUGGUCAUGAGGCCUUGGAGCUAAAACCCAGCCUGAGCAUGGUGGACCAGAACUGCCUAAAGGUUGUAAGCCCUGUGCGGCCCAGGGGAGGGACAGCCAGGGGCUGGAUGCGCCUCAGAAACACAGGUAUUUCACCUGACCCAGAGAGGCAUCAGAAAGAGGAAGAAUGGGGAGAUGUAACCCAAUCUCUGGAGCUGCUGUCUGAGGAUGGCAAGAGCCAGGAGACAGAGGUUGGGGAACCUAGCGAAAGCAAUGAUGACAAGAACUUUCUGCACAAGACAGACUCUUGUGACAGCGGCAUCACCAAGAGUGACUUGCGCAUAGACCGCGCCGGUGACUCUCGAAGCCUGUACGAACGCAGCCCCAUGGAAAGAAGUCCUAUGGAGAGGAGACUUCCCUUCCAGGCUGUACCUGAGCAGGCUCUACUACAAAGUACACUCCAGGAGGCCAAGCUGGAGCUGAAGGGAGAUAUUCAAGCUCUGAGCAACCGCCUAACGACACUGGAAGCUCAGGUGGGUGAGAUUCUUAGACUGCUCUCAGAGAAGAGGAGACCCACACCACCUCCACAGACUUCCACUCCUAAGACCAAAAUCAAAUGCCAGGACAUCUUCACUGUCUCCAGACCAGUCACUCCUGACACAGAGAGGGACGAUGGACCCUUUUGA
Messenger RNA from Chanos chanos (milkfish), 3018 nucleotides. RefSeq names its product potassium voltage-gated channel, subfamily H (eag-related), member 5a (gene kcnh5a). NCBI's taxonomy places the organism in Eukaryota, Metazoa, Chordata, Actinopteri, Gonorynchiformes, Chanidae. The coding region runs from base 1 to 3018 and encodes 1005 amino acids. Gene Ontology annotation, biological process: potassium ion transmembrane transport; regulation of membrane potential. Gene Ontology annotation, cellular component: plasma membrane; voltage-gated potassium channel complex. The transcript has 14 exons. Gene Ontology annotation, molecular function: voltage-gated potassium channel activity. The record is from RefSeq and is a predicted model, not a curated record.